Schistocerca piceifrons (Central American locust) is the source of this 609-nucleotide messenger RNA. RefSeq names its product odorant receptor Or2-like. The record is from RefSeq and is a predicted model, not a curated record. Gene Ontology annotation, molecular function: olfactory receptor activity; odorant binding. The transcript has 4 exons. Gene Ontology annotation, cellular component: plasma membrane. NCBI's taxonomy places the organism in Eukaryota, Metazoa, Arthropoda, Insecta, Orthoptera, Acrididae. Gene Ontology annotation, biological process: sensory perception of smell; detection of chemical stimulus involved in sensory perception of smell. Bases 20 to 409 code for a protein of 129 amino acids.
GCAGGACCUGGAGGAGGCCAUGAGCGGCAUGGUGCUGGUGCAGCUGUCCUCUACCAUGGUCAACCUGUGCACGGCACUCUACCAGCAGACCAAGAUCAAGGACGUGAGCUCGGCCCUGCAGUACGCCAUGCUGCUGCCCUUCCACACCGCGCAGAUCUACUUCUACUGCUGGACGGCCGACAACAUAACGCAACAGGGCGAGGCCAUAUCAUUGGCGGCAUACAGCAGCCACUGGACAGGUGCAGGCAGCCCCUUCCAGAAGGCGCUGUCUAUCGUGAUGGCGCGUGCUCACAAGCCACUACUGGUCACUGCGGGCCACCUCUACCCCAUCAACAGAGCUGCCUUCGUAGCGCUGAUGAAGGCCUCCUACUCAUACUACACACUGCUCAGGCAGCUGGACACCAAAUGAGCCACGGAAUACGUACUGAAUGAGCGGAUAGGAAUGCAACGAGCAAAAAGGAAUCAGGACACUGAAGUCUCUUCUUCACAGAACAUACUGUGGGCUCCAGCUCACAGACAACCACAGCCUACUCCAGCCCUGCCAUGCAGAGUCUGCCAUGAGACAAAAAGAAUGGCAAGAAUGAAAACUGUCUGCUGCCCCGUAUGUAA